Messenger RNA from Colletotrichum truncatum, 3819 nucleotides. RefSeq lists its product as uncharacterized. The record is from RefSeq and is a predicted model, not a curated record. Lineage: Eukaryota; Fungi; Ascomycota; Sordariomycetes; Glomerellales; Glomerellaceae.
AUGCUUUCCCAUCUUCGAUUUCAUCGACGGGGCCAGUCCAAUCCCACCUCGCCGAACCCCGAACAACCCUCUUCCGCCGCCUCUGCUCCCUGGGAUCCCUCGCUUCCCCAGCAGUCUCCCUUCAUUCAAGAUGCCGUCUUAACCCCAGACUCCCGAUCGCCGUCAGCGACCACGAACUCCUCCCUCCCUCCUACUCUCCCGCCCAUUACUCGGGUCACCUCGUCCGGCUCCGAGUCGCCUCAUGACCGACCGAUUGUCGACAGGAAACCACCGACACAGGAGUCAUAUUCCCAGAAGCAACAACCGCCGCCACCGCCGCCUGUGCGCUCUCCAAAGACCUCUCAAUCUGGCUUUGUCGGCGGUGUCGCCUUGCGCAAGCAGCUGGACCAGAGACAGCUGCUGCAAUUGCAAAAGUUACAGCAACAGCAACAACAGCACGAGCAACAACUACAGCAAAUGGCCGCCCAAUCUCCGGAUUUGGCUGGCAAUGCUGCCGCCGCCGACCAUGGUAGUCACGAAAGCCAAUUCCCAAGGUCGAAGCCCGCGCCGCCCCCGCCGAUAAAUACUGCCCCUCCGACUAGACCCCCACCGCAGCCCACGAAGACGUCAAAAACCGCGAGCUCCUUUGCGACACCGACCGAGCUGCACCACCAGCACCUUAGCCCCAGCCAGACCCAACCUCCGGCUCAGAACUAUGCUGCGACCGGACGUCGACCCGCCGGUACGAGACUGUCGAGCGAGCCGACCAACGUCCGCAUGACAAACCAAGGCGUCGAGGCCCCCAAGGGCAGGAAAGGCUUGCCCUUUCUAAAAAACCCCAUGUCGACCCUGCUCAUGCGAAGGAAAACAAGCCAAAAUGCGCCAGACUUGUCACCAUUGCCUCUUGGUGGGAACAGACUAGGAGAGCCGUCUUACGACCCCCGUAUAAGAGGUACUAGGGUCCACGAUUUCAGCGCACCGCGGCCGAGAAAGAGCCUCCCGAAUCAUGAUCAGCCUACUCCUCCAGCUCCUGUGGCGCCUGCCACGAAACCACAACCACCUAUACCCGAAGAAAGACUGGAUUUAGGCCCCACGCUAUCAAGAGAAAGCGCAACAUCUACGCUGGUCUUCCAACAAGGAAGGAAUGUUAGCAGCGCUUCCGAUUCCGAUCGCUCAGGCUCUGUCAGCGUAAACUCCCAUACCCCCGCAGGAUCUGGCAGUGUUGCGUCUACCAAGACGAGAAGCAGCUUGAACCUCGAGUCCAAGCCUCUUCCCGAGGUUCCUCCCCAGAAAUCUACUGCACCGUCUUCGCGCUCAGCUUCCAUUGUCUCCAAGAAGCCCUCUGUCAGUGCUGCGUCAAUCCUGUCCAAGACGGCACCAUCCACGAGAACGAACCAUUCGAGACACGCCUCUGCGCCUGGCCAAGAUGUGCUCUCCUCCGUGCCACGUCACAUGAAGAGUACGUCCUCUAGGUUCAGCUUCGACAUGGUCGGUGCUGCCAAGCAGGAAAAGCUACUUGAAGAACGUCACCGCCAGCGAGAGCUGGAGAGAAAAACGUCCGACCCCAAUCCGAACCGCGAUUCCCGGUUCGAUGAUUUUGAUGACGACUUUGAUUACGAUGCAAUGAUGGAUGAUGACGGGCUGGAGGAGCCAAUUCCCAUGAGCAACGAUUUCGACGAUGACUACCCGUAUGAGGAGGACUUUGAUGCAGCUGGCACAGAUCCCUUGGGUCUGCAAGGCGAGGAAGACUUCGAUGCGGGUGGGACCGAUCCCCUGGGUCUUGAUGUGGUCCCAGAAGUUGAAAUUGAAGUUGACGACGAGGACGAGAUGGAUCCCGAUAACGACCAAGAGAACUUUGCCGGUUUUGUUUUUCAGCGGUCAAAUCCAGUAUCUGCACUCACGAGUCCACACAGCGCGGGGUUGGCCUUGACUCCAAGAGAUGCUGAUGGUAGGGUGAUUGGAUUUGCUGUCUCGAUGGACACUAUGGAUUCGCAACCAUCUCAGUCGCCAGACAUAUCUCCUGAACAAAUGGCGGAACCGAGCAUGACGAACCCAGUUUCCGAGCUCUCCAUGAAUAAUCUGAAGAUAGACGAACAGAAGCCUCAGGACGAGAUGGCACAACAGUACAACCAACAGUUGUCACCUGUCGAAGUGCCACCUCCACCUCCCAAGAAGGACGAUUUAUACUUCGAUAGUGGACUCCUAGACGAACUUGACUUUGCUGGAGAAGGCGACGGUUCAAAAUUCGAUGAGUCACUUUUUGAUUUAGAUGAUACAGAUCGAUAUGGACGUCCCAUUCCCGGUGCGUUCGCAAAGGCACAGGCUGCUCAUGCCGCAGCCCAAGUUGCGGCCGCGUCGAUGCAAGAAAACGCCCACCAGGAAGGUGUUGCACCUCAGAGCAGCAAGAGAGUAUCGGAUAGCACUUCUCGACUAUCGGCUCAGUCCAACACCUCGCAAUCAACUGCUCACACUUCGUUGAGUGUCGACAUGCCGGCUGCGUCUACCGAAGAGUCCAAGAGGCAAAGCGAGUCUCUCGGGCAGGAUCAAGCAUCCUCUGCCACGAUAUCGGGUUUCUCCGACACAGAACAGCAUAAAAUGGAGGCUUACCAGGCCGCUUUGGCCGCAGCUGCAUUCGAAGCUGCUGCCAACGGCAAGUUCCGACGAAACUCUUCACCCCCUCCAAGUGAAAUAAUGUCACCUGGUGACGAGUCUUCACACAGCCUGCCUCCCCACGACGACUACGAUUUUGAUGACUACAAUGACAACGGAUUCCGCGAGGACCUCGACGACUACGACAUGGAUUAUGACGAUUUUAUCGCGGAGGCGAACGCUAGCGCCCUUGCCAAUGAUCAAGACGGCUGGUAUGGUCAGGAGUUUGGGUUUUACUCAGCUCCCAUUGAGGGGCGUCACAGCAGAGACAAUUCGAAUGGGUCAGAUGAGAAACCGUUCGAGUACUCGAAUGGUGGUUUCUUUGGCCCAUCAGGGAUCUCUCGAAGCAAGUCUGGCCACAUGAUCUCACGCGAGCCCAAUCUCACGCCCAUCACGGAACGCUCUGAGUACUCCAAUCGUAAUUCGAUCAUGAGCUUGGCCGUUCCACCCGGUUUGGGCUCCGGCCCGUCGAGCCUUCAGAGUCCGGGGCUGGCACAACUCGCAAUGAUGGCAGAUGCUGACGACAACAUGAGCCUCUCUGCGCUCAUGAGGCUGCGCUCCAAAGCAUGGGGUGGAUCUCAGGCAAGUUUGGUCUCGAGUCGCGAGGGCUCGCCCAGAUCUGAGAGAGGAGACGGCGCAAGCUCGCCUUGGGGCCCGGCGCCGAGCAAUAACAUAUUGGGCAUCCACAAUGGUCAUGCCCGCAAGAAUUCGUCGUUUUCGGUGAGAAGCCGCGACGUGGACUCAUCGGACGCGGGGAGCCCCUCGGGUUCGCCAACGCUGACCCUGUCCAUGCCUGUCAUGGGCUCGCCGGCGCCUCCGCUUCCUCCGCUGAGCUCAGCUAGCCCGUCAGCUGGUGUAAACUCUCCACACUUUACCCAUAGCUCCUCAUUUGAGCCGGUGAUGGAGUCUAAUGAAGUUGGUGGGAUGUCGAUUUCCAACACCAUCUCUCACUCAGGCCUGUGGAUGAAGAGUCCUGACAGCGCGGUGCAUCCCAACCUGGUACCUAGAACCGAUCCAACGCCUCAACGGAGGCCCGGCAUGGGACAUAAACACAAAGGAUCUGCAGAUAGCAUUUCUUACAUUAAAGAGGAGGACGAAGGCGAAACCAGAUGGGUCUUAGAGAGACGCUUCACCGCCGAUAGUGGAGAGGUGGAAGUGCAACGAGAGGUGGUGGGCAAAGGCCACAUUUAG